This is a messenger RNA of Elaeis guineensis (African oil palm), 1965 nucleotides long. RefSeq names its product UDP-galactose/UDP-glucose transporter 5B. Gene Ontology annotation, cellular component: Golgi membrane; endoplasmic reticulum membrane. The record is from RefSeq and is a predicted model, not a curated record. Gene Ontology annotation, biological process: 3'-phosphoadenosine 5'-phosphosulfate transport; transmembrane transport. NCBI's taxonomy places the organism in Eukaryota, Viridiplantae, Streptophyta, Magnoliopsida, Arecales, Arecaceae. Gene Ontology annotation, molecular function: 3'-phosphoadenosine 5'-phosphosulfate transmembrane transporter activity.
CCAAAUGCAGCUUGCAACCGUUAGAAAAUUCUGCCAUGUAAUUAUUCAAGCACGUGGGCAUUAUUUCUUCGCCGCAGCGACAAUUACCACCCCAGCCGGGCUCGACCCCGCUGACGACCUUUUGGUUGUGUUGGUCCCUCCGCUCUCCAACACCGCACGAUCGCCGCGACGCCGACCGCCGGCCACGCUUUCCUCUUUCUUCCCCGCCUUCUUCGCCCCCUAAACUAUUGCCGAGUCGCCCUUUCCUCUUUCCGCCACGUCCCGCUACAAUCUCUCCUCGACCUCCCGAUCCCCAUUUAUCGCGCCCGAAACUCAUCUCUCUCCCCCUCGAUCGGAUCAAGCAAAGCCAAAAAAAAAGCAAAGAAAACCCUCGCCGAUCGCUCCCACCUUUCCAGGCUUUCCUCUCCCUCCACGCCUCUUUUCGAUUGAUCUACCCAUUUCUUCCCUAAGGAGAGGGGGCAAAAAUCUCUCUUUUGUGAGAAUCUCUUGUUCGUUUGGUUGCUUAAGUCCAGCAGUCAAUCUUUCUCUCGUUGUUAAGGGUUUGCGGACAGCGAGCGGUCGGGGUUGGAUUGGAUGGAAGAUGGCCGAACCUCCUCUUGUUCUCGCUCCUGUGAAAGAGAACAAGGUGUGGAAAUGUGCGUUUGCCGUGGUUGGGAUCAUGAGCACUCUCGUCAUAUAUGGGGUCCUUCAGGAAAAGAUCAUGAGAGUUCCAUAUGGCGAAGACAAAGAGUACUUUAAAUACUCACUGUUUCUUGUUUUUUGCAACCGUAUUACAACAUCUGCAGUAUCUGGAGCAAUAUUACUGGCAAGUAAGAAAUCCUUGGAUCCUGCUGCUCCACUGUAUAAAUACUGUGGAGUAUCAAUAUCUAACAUACUGACCACAACAUGUCAGUAUGAGGCCCUGAAAUAUGUAAGCUUUCCAGUUCAGACACUUGCUAAAUGUGCAAAAAUGAUACCUGUAAUGGUUUGGAGUACACUUAUAAUGCAGAGGAGAUAUAAUGGGAAAGACUAUUUGUUUGCUGUUCUGGUUACAGCUGGCUGUACAUUAUUCAUUCUAUAUCCGGCAUCAAUUGACAUGAGUCCAUACAAUACAGGAAGAGAAAGCACUGCUUGGGGAGUUUUGCUUAUGAUUGGUUAUCUUGGAUUUGAUGGCUUUACGAGCACAUUCCAAGACAAACUUUUUAAGGGUUAUGACAUGGAAAUCCAUAACCAAAUAUUCUACACAACAAUGUGUUCUUGUCUUUUCAGCUUGACUGGACUUCUUGUGCAAGGUCAUCUUAUGUCUGCAGUAGAUUUUAUGCUUCGUCAUCAAGAUUGCUUCUAUGAUGUUGCAAUGCUGUCCACUGUAGCGACAGCCAGUCAGUUCUUUAUUUCUUUUACAAUCCGAACGUUUGGGGCUCUUACAUUUGCUACCAUAAUGACAACAAGACAGUUGGUGAGCAUUUUGCUGUCAUGUGUUUGGUUUUCUCAUCCCCUAAGUUGGAUGCAAUGGAUUGGAGCUGCCAUCGUCUUUGGAGCUCUUUACACGAAAAGCUUCUUAAAAGGCAAAGCACAAGCUGGGUAAUGGUUUGGAUGCAAAUUCUGCAACCAACACUUCAUGACACUUGAACUUCAAGUGGUUUUCAUCUUCGUGGGAAAAUCUUUGGUAUUUUCAUAAUUCUCUCGUUUAUGGACUUCCUCGUCAUGUUUGCUGCCCAUUGGCGUUGAUAGACAGGAUUAUGGAGAGAUGGAGCCACUAUAUUAAUCUUUUGGUCUACAGGAAGAACUUCAAUUUUUGAUAGGAUGAACUAGGUAGGUGGAAAAAGGGGAGAAGAAGAAAAGGAAGAACUUGCUUACCCAGAUACAUGUAAUGCUUUCAGGUGGAGAAAAUAGGACGAAAUGGUGGUGUUUACAUGUAAGAUAGGAAUAUUUUUGCCCUUUCAUUAUAAGUAAUACAUAUUAUGCAUGAAAAAAAAUUUAUCCAAA